CUGCAUGCCCAAUUCGACAACCAUCCAAAGACUACCGUCGCAGAUAAGGAGGUCUAGCCACUCCUUCAGCCACUAGCCCCGAGUGCCCGAGUGCGCGUUUUGCCUUGCCCGUUUCGUCGCGGCGUCGAUUGCAAUUUCACAAGCCAAGCUCCCUGAGUCGGUUUCCCCAUCUCGAGAUCAGCCACUAAGCUGCGAGAUCCCGUCACAUUCCAACCUCCGAACCUCCUCACGCUCGUUAUCCCCGCGACACUCACCACUGCGACCCGACCAACCCCACCAAUUACCGACCCUCCUCUCUUUUGCCCACCGCAACUUUUGCUGCUCUGAGAGAGAGCGCGCCGCCGUCGCCAUGCUGCUCCCCAAGGGCGGAGUCAACUGGAAAGCCGCCAGGGCCCGACUCCCGCCGUCGAGAGCCAUCUGGCAUUUCUGCACCCGCACGCGCUUCCCCCUCUUCGUCGCCAUUGCCGGCCUGAUUGUGUUACUAUGGAGAGGCUUGAGCGGCACGGCCGGGGAGAUGCAGCGAUUCGUCUGCUGGGGGCCGUCAAAGUCGCCCAUGGACAUGACGGCAAACGAGCGCGCGCAGUGGACGGCCCAUCUCCAGACGCCCGUCAUCUUCAACCACCACGCACCCGUCGAGGUGAAUUCGACGACAAUCGAGCGCGUCGACCUCAACCCCGUCAAGUCGACCAGCCGGGCCCUCGUCAACGAGGAGCGCGUCCUGAUCCUGACGCCGCUGCGCGACGCCGCGUUCUACCUCCCCAAGUACUUUGACCUCCUGUCGGACCUGUCCUACCCGCACCACCUCAUCGACCUCGGCUUCCUCGUCUCCGACACCACCGAUGACACCGUCGCCGUUCUGGCCAAGGAGCUGGAGCGCAUCCAGAAGAACGAGGCCGUCGCUUUCCACAGCGCCAUGAUUGUCGAGAAGGACUUUGGCGUCGAGACCAGCCAGGACGUCGAGUACAGGCACAGCUUCGCGGCCCAGGGCCCGCGCAGGAAGACAAUGGGCCGCGCGCGCAACUACCUGCUGUCGUCGACGAUGAAGCCCGAGCACUCGUGGGUCUACUGGCGCGACGUCGACAUUGUCGACAGCCCCAAGAAAAUCAUCGAGGACUUUGUGGCCCACGACCGUGAUGUCAUUGUCCCGAACAUCUGGUUCCACAGAUACAGGGAGAAGGACGGCAAGAUGGUCGACAUUGAGGGCAGAUUCGACUACAACUCGUGGGUGGAAUCAGACACGGGCCGCAGGCUCGCAGCCUCGCUGGACCCGGACGUCGUCCUGGCCGAAGGCUACAAGGAGUACAAGACGGAGCGCACGUACAUGGCGCGCAUGGGCGACUGGCGCGAGAACAAGGACGAGGAGAUUGAGCUCGACGGCAUUGGCGGCGUCAACAUCCUCGUCAAGGGCGACGUGCACCGCUCCGGCAUCAACUUCCCGUGCUACGCGUUCGAGAACCAGGCCGAGACCGAGGGCUUCGCCAAGAUGGCCAAGCGCGCGGGCUACGGCGUGUACGGUCUGCCCAACUACGUCGUGUGGCAUAUCGACACGGAGGAGAAGCCGGGCAAUGCGUAGUGGAAUGCGCAGGUAUGAGUGAAAAAGAGAGAGAGAGAGAGAGAGGAUGGAUGUGCGGAUGAGGUGACGAAGACGCGGGGCCGCGGGGCCGCGGACGCGCUGCAUAUAUACGCUUUUCUUUUCUUUUCUUUUUUUCGUCGGCUUUGCGGAGGUUUUGCUG
Aplosporella prunicola CBS 121167 is the source of this 1733-nucleotide messenger RNA. RefSeq names its product glycosyltransferase family 62 protein. Gene Ontology annotation, cellular component: mannan polymerase complex. Gene Ontology annotation, molecular function: protein binding; alpha-1,6-mannosyltransferase activity. Gene Ontology annotation, biological process: protein N-linked glycosylation; cell wall mannoprotein biosynthetic process. The record is from RefSeq and is a predicted model, not a curated record. Bases 350 to 1573 code for a protein of 407 amino acids. NCBI's taxonomy places the organism in Eukaryota, Fungi, Ascomycota, Dothideomycetes, Botryosphaeriales, Aplosporellaceae. The transcript is spliced from 5 exons.